Messenger RNA from Podospora anserina S mat+, 984 nucleotides. RefSeq lists its product as uncharacterized. Gene Ontology annotation, molecular function: arginase activity; manganese ion binding. The transcript is spliced from 2 exons. The record is from RefSeq and is a predicted model, not a curated record. The annotation marks the transcript as partial. Gene Ontology annotation, cellular component: cytosol; nucleus; cytoplasm. Lineage: Eukaryota; Fungi; Ascomycota; Sordariomycetes; Sordariales; Podosporaceae.
AUGGCACCCUCCCGCCUCAGCGACAUUGCAGACAUUGCGCUGCCAACGACAAAGUCUACCAGCGCAACUGAUACUGUCACCACUCUCCCAGACACUCCCGCCUCGAGCGUUGGCUCUCGCACUUUCGGCAGAAGCAUCAUGAACACAUCGUUGAUCGAGAGCAAGUUCCUCAGCCACCCCGAGGAUUUGGGUGUGGUGGCUGUAGGUUUCUCGGGGGGUCAGUGCAAACCAGGUGUUGACGCUGCGCCAUCAGCGCUCAUCGAAGCCGGCCUCCUCACCCAGAUCCGCGACGAGCUCGGUUACAACCUCCACGGCCAUGACACAGUCCACCUCUACACCGACCUUGUGCCCAAGGAGGACCCCGACUACCGCAACAUGAAGAACCCCCGCGCCGUCUCUGCCGUGACAAAGAAGAUCGCCGAUCAGGUGUACAACCAGGCCAAGGAGGGGAGACUGGUCUUGACUCUGGGUGGUGAUCACAGUAUUGCCAUUGGCACUAUUGGUGGUUCGGCCAAGGCUAUCAGGGAAAGGCUGGGCAGAGAGAUCGCCGUCAUCUGGGUGGACGCGCACGCCGAUAUCAACACCCCCGAGACCAGCGGCAGUGGUAACAUCCACGGCAUGCCUGUUAGCUUCUUGACUGGGUUGGCCAAGGAAGACAAGGAGGAUAUCUUUGGGUGGAUCAAGGAUGAGAACAGGAUCAGCGUCAAGAAGAUCGUGUACAUUGGUCUGAGAGAUGUUGAUGCCGGCGAGAAGAGGAUCUUGAGGGAGAAUGGGAUCAAGGCGUUUAGCAUGUUUGACAUUGACAGGUACGUUUUUGGUGACGUUGUUGCCUGGGUCGGAAAAGAGAAGCUGACAAAAAACUUACACUUGGGCAUCGGCCGCGUGGAAGGAUAUGGCUCUCAGUCCCAUUGGCUCGCGAAAGCCCAGUAUCGUCCGGAUUUCGAUAUGGAAGCGCUAGGCUACAUGGGGGGAUCCAAUUUACCU